UAACGUGAUGACGCCUCGUACGUCCUGACGCCUCGUACAUCCUGACGUCAUGACGCUCCCCACGCCGCUCACGUUGAGCUGAAGCUCUUCACAUGUUUCUGUUCUCCGUUAUUUCCAUGGUUGUUUCCCGGGUCUCUGAAAGAUGUCGGUGUUUCACGACGAGGUGGAGAUCGAGGACUUUGAGUUUGAUGAAGAGACGGAGAUGUAUUACUUCCCGUGUCCCUGCGGAGACAGAUUCUGUAUCUCGAAGGAGGAUCUGGAGAACGGAGAGGAGACAGCGACCUGUCCGAGUUGCUCGCUGAUAGUCAAAGUGGUUUAUGACCAGGAUUUGUUUUUGUCCGGGGAGAUCAUCGCCGCUUCGUCAGAAAGCAAACUGGAGCUGCUUCAGUCCUGACCCCCUCCUCAUCUUCCUCAUCUUCAUCAUCCUCCUCUUCGUCCUCUUCAUCUUCAGAUAAACACCUUUAUUUUUAGCCUGAUUCCAGUUUUAUUCUGACAGUACGGUGCGUUCAGGUGCUGCUGGGACUCUGAGCGCUCCUCUGACAGGACGGUGCGUUCAGGUGCUGCUGGGACUCUUAGUGCGCCUCU
This is a messenger RNA of Notothenia coriiceps (black rockcod), 585 nucleotides long. It is a transcript of the gene dph3, whose product is annotated as diphthamide biosynthesis 3. The record is from RefSeq and is a predicted model, not a curated record. The coding region runs from base 143 to 394 and encodes 83 amino acids. Gene Ontology annotation, molecular function: metal ion binding. Lineage: Eukaryota; Metazoa; Chordata; Actinopteri; Perciformes; Nototheniidae. Gene Ontology annotation, biological process: protein histidyl modification to diphthamide. The transcript has 3 exons.